CCAGCUUCUUCGCAGCGACUGUCGCCAGACACUUGCGCGCCGACUUCUCCUGGUACAGGAUCACAUCGCCACACGACACGAUUCGAAAUAACUGAUUCCUGUACAACACACCUCCCAAGGCAUCGGGAUGGAGGCGCACUGACGCGCAGCCGAAGAACGAGCACGAGAAAGCGUACCCAUUGGAACUCCAUCCAAAUUGAUUAUUCAGUAUUCACCGACUUGCUGAGAAAUGGAGUCUACCACCGCGAUUGGGCUGAGUCGGGAAGCGCGCAGCAUACAUGCGGGGCUCAAAGUACUGUUGGGGCGGGACGUCUGGGCGCCGGCGAAUUUCAGGGAGGCGGAGUUUCAGCGGAAGAAUCUGCGGCGCCGAUACGUCCACCUACUCCUUCUGCACGGGCAGGAGGAUGAGACUCGCGAAGCAGUCGCGCAUCUGUGGAUGCAGACGUCGUAUGCGUUCAUCGGGCUAUACAAGGCGCGCCUUGCGCGGUACGCCGCGAACGCGAGCAGCAACGGCAAAAACACGAAUGCAAACACGAAUAACGCGAAUGCGAACAAUGCGAACACUGCUAACAACGGCAGCAAGAACACAGCGCCGACGGGGCACAUUGUGGAGACACGCAAGCUUCAGCAGCGGCUGCGGCAGUUUCUCGCUGAAGAGGAGCGGUUUUAUCGGGCGCUGGUGCAGCGGGUGCAGCGUGCGUACGGAGUCCCAGGCGAGCUGUUGCCCGGCGGAGAGGAUGAAGCGCCGGAAGGGGACAGGAUGAAUCAUUUUGGAUUCCCAGGGGGCGGAGUUGGUGGAGAGGGCGAUGAGGAAGAGAAGAGCGACGGAGAGAUAUCCAGCCCCUUUGUGGCUGUGGGGCAGCGGACGUUGAGCAAAUUGUUGAUUUGCCUUGGAGAUAUUGCGCGGUAUCGCGAACAGUACCGGCCUGUGACUGUUGCUGCUGCAGGGAAAGGCCGAGGGCAUGGUCGCCGGGCGAUGGAGCAGAGGAUGAACUUUUCGCGCGCAAGAGCGCUGUACUUUGCGGCGCACGGACUGAAUCCGGGAGAUGGGAAUGCAGCGAAUCAGUUGGCUAUUUUGGCUGGUUACGAAUCAGAUACGCUGGCUGCUGUCGGCUGGUAUCUGCGUGCAUUGUGUGUGGCCACCCCCUUCGAGACAGCAGCAGAGAAUCUGGCGGGUGUGCUGGCCAAAGCAUUGCCAAACGCAAUUUCUGCGGCGAAUAGCAUCGGAGGCGAUGGCGAUGGACCCCCGAAAGUGCGGAUCGACCGGUUCCGGCGCGAGGUGGUGUUUCUACAUGCGCUGUGGAGCAACGACUGUCCACCGGGAACGGAAGCACUCGCGAACCAUUUGACAGCGAGUUUCGGGCGGCUCGUUGCGGCCCGUGCUCUCCCGGAGGAAAUGAUAGUACGUGUCGGGGUGAUGGCGCAGGGUGCGGUGUGGCGGUGUCGCCCCGACGAAGCGACUGCGCAGCUGACACAUGUUUUUGCGCUGCAUACGGCUCUGUUGAACGUCGGGGCGAAGGAACUGGCCGAAGUUGAUCCUCAUGUUGCGUCCGGGUCUCUCGCGGAACGGAUCAGCGCUGAAUUCCGGCGGACUUUGCCUGCGUUGCGGGUGAGCUCGAAGUGGAUACUUGCGAAUUGGAGCUGGGUGCGCGGUUGUGUGAAAGACCUGGAGAUGUUCUGGAGCGCAUAUGCUCUGUUCAUCAGGCUUCUGGGGCGAACGUUUCCGGUGGCGAUGCUGCCUGUUGAAGAGGAGAUGGAGCUGGAGGAGGACAUGGAUAUGCGUGCGUGGUUGCCGCUGGGUGGAUUGAUGGGCGUCUUCAACAGCAACAAAUACAAGACGCCUCCGGAGCAAGUGCAUCCCAAUGUGGAGCAACUCAUGCGCAUCGCAGAUUUGCUCAGAGAUGGGAAAAAGGUCGUGGAAAUGGAGAACUCGCCCCUCGCAGUGUAUGGUCGACAGGUUGUCGUGGGUUUAGACGGCCCUACGUCGGCAACCGCGCACGAGGAAGACCUCGCUUCUGAAACCACGGACGACACCAGCACUGCCCUUUUGGAUGAGGCAUUUUCUUUCUUGCAAGCGGAACCGCAGGACGAGGAUGAGGAGGACGAGAUCGUCUGGGACAUCCGCACCAAGGACGUUCCCGUCGCUGCAAAGCCGAUGGCGCCCAUUGGAACACCUGCGAGAACCGGGGUUCAGUUGCCAAGUGCGGACCCUCCACCGAGAGUACUUCCUGCGGCACAAACACAAAACCACACGCUCUCCCCAUACCGUAUCCCAGCGCAAGCGCCUGUUUCUGUUCCCGGCCCCGCUCUUCCAAUGCCCAGCCCGAUUGCGCCCCCUCAGGACAAAAUUGUGAACCCGACGACUGCCGAAGACCUGCUCAAGGGUUUUCUUGCCAGGGGCUCUGGGGCCGGGUCUGUCAGAGCUUCGGCAGCCAGCGGCAUUGGGCUCGGAUCGAGCGCGUCACCAGCGCCAGCAUCGAUCUGGGCGGCUUCGAGGGCCGAGCAAGUGUCCCUGUCGCUGGGCAGUCCGAUGCCGUACGGAUCGCCGCGGUAUCCCAGCGCAGCCAGCGCCUAUCCCCAGCAGCAGCUGCAGCACCAAAGAUUCGGCUCGCAGGGCACAAUCUGGGCGGAGCCUCCCCUGGCUCAUCAGAGGACUGUCUCCGGGAAUCAUGCGAUGUAUGGUACCUUGGGCUCAGGUAGUGGCGUGGGCGUUGCUGGUCAGACAUUGUAUGCGACGGGCCCUGGUGCUGCAUUUGCGAUGAGUGCGAAUCCGGGGUUGGCUCACACGCGACUACCGUCGACGUCGACCCUCGGCUUCCAGGGUCAGAUACCGGUCCAUCAGCAGCAGCAGUACCAGGGGUGGGGGAAUCUUGGUGGUUAGCUGCUAGUGAGAACGCACGGAGUCAAACCGAGCGCAGCUUGGUCUGCAGGUGUUAUAGACUGCAAUUGGCUUCAGCACAGGCGACUGCGCAAGCGAACAGAAAUGGAACCCAUACAGGAACGAGGGUGGCGGGCCCUCGUCAGGUUGAAGCUCGUCCUUCGUGAACUUUGACGUCUAUUGUUCCUCAAUAUGAUGCUGUAUUCAAACGUGCUUACAGACGAAUGAAAUGCCUCCAGAGAUAUUAUUUUACUAGUAGCACUUCUCGGUACUAGGUGACAUUUUCAUGGACCGGAUAGGAUGGAU
This is a messenger RNA of Mycena citricolor, 3184 nucleotides long. The record is from the annotation of a GenBank genome assembly. Lineage: Eukaryota; Fungi; Basidiomycota; Agaricomycetes; Agaricales; Mycenaceae.